Hevea brasiliensis (rubber tree) is the source of this 1267-nucleotide messenger RNA. Its product is annotated as zinc finger protein ZAT9. The transcript has 2 exons. The coding region runs from base 131 to 1075 and encodes 314 amino acids. The record is from RefSeq and is a predicted model, not a curated record. Lineage: Eukaryota; Viridiplantae; Streptophyta; Magnoliopsida; Malpighiales; Euphorbiaceae. Gene Ontology annotation, biological process: regulation of DNA-templated transcription.
UCUGUGCAAAAUGUGACGAUUUUUUCUGUCACUUCCUUUAUAAGUUCCACCACGUUGUAUAUAUUCGGUAACCCUCCUCCUCUAGUGAUAAAGCGGAGGUAAAGGAGAGGGCUUUAAUUUAUUCUUAUCAAUGGAGAAGAACAGAAUCUGCAAGAUCUGUAACAGACGUUUUGCUAAUGGCAAAGCCAUGGGAGGACACAUGAGAUCUCACUUGGUCAAACUUCCUCUUCCUCCAAAACCCAUCUCAUCUCAUCAAGCCGAGGCUCCAUCUUCAAAAUCACCAUCCCCAUCCUUAUCAGCUUCAUCUUUAAACUAUCCUUUCAGUGAAACCCCCAUGCAAUCCUAUCGAUCCGUCAAUCAUCAGCUCUCUUCGAUUUCAAAACCUAAUUUUGCUACUCUUCAGGAUGGUGAGAGUGAGACAGAGUCACCAAAGAACGCAACCCGGAGAAGAUCUAAACGGCCGCGCAAAUCAGUAGAGAAAGUGGCUGAAUCAGUCGUGAACGUAACCGAGUUAACUGAACAGGUAAGUUCUAUAUCAGAUGUAGCUAUGUGUCUUUUAAUGCUUUCAAGGGAUAAACGUACCACAAAAGAAGUGGUGGGUCAUUACAUGGAAGAUGAAGCCGAUGAUGAGUAUGAGGAUGAGUCAUUUGGUACUAUUCGGUUAGGAUCUAAAACUAAAGGAAAGUAUUGGUGUGACGCAUGCAAGAGAAGUUUUCGAUCUUAUCAAGCCUUAGGAGGGCACAAGGCUAGUCACAAGAAGAUCAAAACUCAUCUCAAAGGUGAAUAUGAGGAAGAGGAAGGGAAUAGGAGUGGGCGCGUUAAUGACAACAAUGAUGGUGUUGUAGGCAUUGAACGGAGAAUGUUUAAAUGCCCGUUUUGUGAUAAAAUAUUCGAGUCUGGACAAGCACUAGGUGGGCACAAAAAAGUGCACUUUUCCUACCUAGGCAAUGCUAAAAUUUCAAUUAAAUCUGCUGAUAAUUUGUUAGAUUUGAAUUUACCAGCAGCUGAAGAUGAUGGUGAAGUUAGUCAAGAUGAGCUUUCAGUAGUCUCCAAUCCAAAGACACAGAGAAAUUGAGAGAUUGCCUUUGCAAGUUCCAUGGUGAAUGGCUCUGCAUUUUCAACUUUUCCCAGUCAAAAAGACUUUGUUUGAUAUUUUUGAAUGGGAAUAUAUAACAAAAAAAUUCCAUUUUAUUAUUGUAUUAAUUCUAUUAAAUAUUAAGAGUUUGGAGUUUCAUAUAAAGAAGUUACAAUAGAGCUAUCCUUUUUA